Caenorhabditis bovis is the source of this 1566-nucleotide messenger RNA. Lineage: Eukaryota; Metazoa; Nematoda; Chromadorea; Rhabditida; Rhabditidae. The record is from the annotation of a GenBank genome assembly.
AUGGAUAUUGACAUCAAAGAAAAUGAGUUACAAGCUCGCAACCGUAUUGUUCGAAAUCAUAUUAAAGAGCGGGACAACUGCAUUGUUCUUAAAAUUGACACUCAUAUGGGCGACGUACAAGAUAUGUCUCCAUUCGGCUUUCAUUUCGAAUUUGAUAAGAAAAAAUACAAAUUGAGGAAAAGGGAAAUAAAAAGGCAAAAAAUAACACGCUUGUUCGCAUGGUUGGCAUAUUAUCAUCACAAAUUUGGAAUCAGACACAUCACUUUAAUAAGUUUGUUAGUUGGAUACGUGUUUCUCGGAGGGCUGAUCUUUGAAAAACUGGAAUCUCCCAGAGAGCUCGAGGAUUUAAAAGAGACAAUUAUAUUAAUGCAAGGAAUCAUCAAUGAGGAAGUUAAUGAUGUGAUCAAUGUGACUUUAAGCACAAAUGGAACAGAUCGGACAAAUCAGCUGAGUAAAAUUAUAAAGAGGUAUUAUAAAACAAUGCUUGAAGCCGAGGGACGGUUUCAUGGUAGUGUGUGGCACAAAGCGGAAAAUCUCGACAUGCACCUGAUGUGGUAUUUCUCGUCAGCUACUUUCUAUUCAAUGACUCUUUUUUCGACAAUCGGAUACGGUACAAUUUCCUGUCAAACCGUUACUGGGAAAUGUCUAUCAAUUGUCUAUGCUUCUUUCGGUCUUCCAAUAAUGCUAGUGGUGCUCGGAGAUAUUGGCGAAUGGUUUCAGAAAGUGUUGACGCAAGGAUACGUGUUCAUAUUGUUAAAGUACAAAUCACUUCGAAAACAGAAAUUGAAAGGAGACAAAACUGAUAUUGUGCUUCCUAUGUGGAUUGCCCUUUUUCUUGUCCUCGGCUACAUUCUGAUAUGCACAUUAACCAUCAAGAUGUUUGAUCAUAACGAGGGAAAUAAACCAGGAAUUGGAAUGUUUGAUGCAUUUUAUUUCACUUUCAUUAGUUUGACGACUAUUGGCCUUGGUGACGUCAUGCCUUAUAAUAUACAGUAUUCACCGUUUCUAUCAGCGGCAUUCCUUUUGGGCCUCGCUUUGAUUUCUAUCGUAAAUACUUCAAUUUACGCCCAAUUGUACAAAGUUUUCUUCAAUAUUAUUAAUUCGGUGGAGGACAAGCUUGAAGGAAUCCACAAUGAAAGAUAUCACGGUCCUGGCCAUUUGAUAUUCCGGGAUAUUGAGCCUGUGAUUCGCAUGCUGGUGUGCUCAUUCCCGGCACCUCCCAAACAGCGCAUCCAAUUCGCAUCCGGUAUUCGGGAUUCAUUCAGGAAACAUGAUCGGAAGAGUGACAGGAAUCUAAAAAGACGACAACGCAUUUUGCAGAAAAUGAAAUUGCGUACGCGUACCGCGUCGGACACGGCGGGCCUUAGCGGUUUCGACCUUUGGAUGACAAAACGGGAAGAACAGAGAGAACGUGAGAGAACUGAGGGACCAACUCGGCCACGGGCGCCAACUCUUGGAGCGUUCGGUGGAUUUGAUUUGAGCCAGUUUGAACGAAGACGCUCACGCACGGCGCCGUAUAUUCGCGAAGAAUCUGGCGAGACAGAGGAAAGUGAUCUGGAUGAUUAA